This is a messenger RNA of Hemiscyllium ocellatum (epaulette shark), 5840 nucleotides long. Its product is annotated as FYVE and coiled-coil domain-containing protein 1-like. Gene Ontology annotation, biological process: plus-end-directed vesicle transport along microtubule; positive regulation of autophagosome maturation. The record is from RefSeq and is a predicted model, not a curated record. The transcript has 12 exons. Bases 266 to 3538 code for a protein of 1090 amino acids. Lineage: Eukaryota; Metazoa; Chordata; Chondrichthyes; Orectolobiformes; Hemiscylliidae. Gene Ontology annotation, cellular component: lysosome; autophagosome; late endosome.
ACAAGUUCUGCAGACACACAAGAGCAGUCAACAACACUUGAUAGGAAUGCCGAGCAGAAAACUGUCGCUUUGAGCAAAACGCACAUCGCUGCCCCAGCACAGGGGGAAGAAAGCGAUGAUGUGUUGCACCACUACUGAGAGCAGUUAGCAGUCACCUACGUUCCUGUGGCUCUCGAGUCACAUGCAGGCUAGACCAGGUGGGAUUCAGUGAGUUAUUGAAUGGCUACUGAAACUAUCACAUUUAAGGCUGUGAACCCUCGUUAUUAUGAGCAGGAAGAGAAACCAUUGUCACAAUCAAUCCUUCACUGUCGGUCACAGGCAUCACUUCACAGCAGAUCACUGCACCAGGAUGGCAGGAGAUACAGACCUCCAGCUUCUCAGGGUGAUCAAAGACUUUCAAGCUUCUAUUGAAGAGCUUUGCAAAGAUCAGGAGAGGAAUGAACUUCCCAUCACCGAUGCCAACCCAAUUCUCCACAGCCUGUGCACUAGACUUGAAUAUCUGUUACAGUACGAUCAGAAAGAGAAGAAGACGAUUUUUGGGAGCCGGAAGGAUUAUUGGGAUUAUAUCAAUCUGUGUCUGAAUAGUCACAAAUGUGGAACAAAUGCUGUGGAAUUUAUUAACCUCACAUCACAGUUGACCUCACUGGGGAAGGGACGAGCUUUUAUCCGGUACUGUCUGGUCCAACAGAAACUGGCAGACUCCUUGCAGCUGUGCUUCCUCAAUCAGCAACUAGUCAGUGAGUGGUAUUAUGCACGGAGCCCAUUCCUGUCAGAUAGGCUCCGCUCUGACAUCGUGGACAAGUUAUACUCCUUGAAUGGAAUAAACUUCGAUCUGGAUUUGGAGGGAGUUGACUUGGACUCAGCCUGGCCAUUGGGCAAACGUGAAUAUAAGACUCCCAGGAAGACAAUGACAACAAGAGUUCAAUUCAACAACCUGUUUAAGGGGCUGUACAAGAAGCUAAAUUAUUGGGCAGAAAAGGAAGCUGAGCAUGAGAAGCCAGUGGUCAAUGGAAGGACGCAGAGUUUCAUGAAAUCUGAAGAACCAGGAAUACCACCAGGAGCAUCAACAACACACAGUGCCUCAAAGGGUCUUGGUGAUCUCCAAGGAAACCAAGAACCAAUUCUAGAGGUGUGUACUAAUGACUGCAGGUCAGAUCCAGGUCAACAACUACAAUCUGAACAUGAUGAGCAAGUGCUCCAUCGUGAAGAUCAGAACAUAGGACUGGUGAGCAACUUGAAGCAAGAGCUUGGUGUAUCAGAACUGUGCAGAGGUGAUAGCCAAAUUGAUGUUCAGAGGUCUCAGGAUGCUGUAUCCACCUCAACAACAGAUGAGAAGAGAGAGACUGAACUCAAAGUUAUAGCAGAACAGCGAUCUCUCUUAGAAAAACUCAGCAUAGAUCUAACCGAGAAAGAGCAUGCCAUCAGGCAACUGAACUUUCUACUCAAAGAGAAAGAGAAAAGCCAUGAGGAGGAAUCCUCCAAACUUCAGCAAGAGAUCCUAAACUUCAAGGAAUUGCAGAAGAAUAUUGAAGAACAAUCAAACAAGGUGGAGCAGUUGGAGGACAGUAACAACUUCCUGAAUGAAACUGUCGAGGAAAUGGAUAAGAUUCUUGAUGAACUGAAACAAGCUUUGGUCGAGAAAGAUCACGAGAAUAUGUUACUGAAAAAGGAGCAGGUAGAAAAGAUGGCAGCAGCCCAACAGUUCCACGAGGAAGAAUUGGAGAAGCUGAAGCUCACACUUGACGAACAUCAGAAGGAAGACGAUGGAUUGAAAGGAGAUACUGACCAAAAACGCAGAACAGUGAAGGAGGAACUAGGAAAUAUAGAGGCAGUUCUGGUUCAAACUCAGAGUAAAAUCAAUUUGGAAAAUGGGCGUCAGUUGAUUGAGAUGGAAGAGCUACAGAUCAAGCUACAAGACCUGGAGUCUCUCAACAAUUCACUUGAAGAGAAGUACAAGGCAAGCCAACAGGAAGUCAAAGAAUUAGAAAUGUCUGUCAUCUCACUCCGGUCAGAGAUCAGCAAACUCCAACUUCCUGAGAAACAGCUGCUUCAACCGAGUGGUGCUGCUUUUCCCUCUCCUGAUGGGAGGGAGUUAAUGCUGGCAGGAGACAAUGGGAAUCCUGGAGAAAACCCGAGGCAAGACCAAAAUGAAUUGGUCAAUAAAGAGCUGGAAAGGAAUGAAUGCAAACAGGAAGACACUGCAAGUUUGGAAGUCCUUUCUGCCUUGAAGUGGGAAGGCCAACAGGAGGAGAAAGCGGAGAACAUGAACAUUGCCACAAGGGGAAAGGAAGAACUAAAUGUUUUGAAGGACAAAUUGAAGGAGAUUACUCAGAAAUUAGAGGCUUCAAAUGCUGAGAAGUUAGAAGCCACACAGAAACUGGAGGAAACUGUGGCUCAGCUCCAUAUGUUAAUGGCAGAACAUUCAAGUACAGACAACCAAACAACAGGAUCGAAAGACCAACACGUGGAUGAAAAGGAGAUGAAGGAGAAGUUGACAAUGUCUGCAAGAAAAUAUACAGAAAUGAUACAAGCUGAAAGUGCUGAACUAAGACAGAGUUUGCAAGAGGUCAGCAAGGAGAGAGUAUCUACACAGAGGGAGCUGAGCUCAGCACUUGCUGCUCUUGAACAGUCUGGUCAGGAAGUCACCAAGGUUAGGGAGCAAAUGGAAGAGCUGGAGAACGCUCAUAAUCUCAAGGUUCAAGAAAUGCUGGGAAGAAUCAAGGCCAUUGAAGCUGAGAAGGAAGCACUGGAGCAACAGAAGGAAAACCUGAGGAAGACAGUUUCCAUUCUCGAGGAGGACCUGCUGCAGCUGAAGGACAAUAAUGUAAACGUUGAGCUGAGUAAUGAACCAUCUCAAGGUAAGAUGGAGAGAGACCAAGGAAAGAUGAAGCAGUUCAAUGCACAGCUGGGACAACUGUCUGCUGAGAAGGUUGAACUGGAGGGAAAGACUGUCAGGUUGGCAAACCAGCAGGAGGAUGAUGGAGCCUACCAGCUGGAGAGUGCACAGGACAGCAAGGAAAAGCUGGCAUCCCUGGCAAAGGAAAAUGAAGAACUCCGAGCUGAAUUACAGACUGUGAGAGAACAACUGAGCUCACUGCAGCAAUCGAUGCAACAAGCGAGGUCAGACUUUGAGCUGGAAAUGGCCAAGAAAACAGCGGAAUGUAACUUACAAACAGAGACUCUCAAUGAAGAUUUGCUGACCGUGAGAAAGGACAUCGAAUGCAAAAUGGAAAAACUAAAGUGCAAGGAUGAUGAGCUUCUGUCACUGGCUGAAUCUCUUGCAGAAAUGAGGAGAGCUGAAGAAGAUUUGAAGGCAACUUUGAAAAAGACACAAGAAAACGCAAAAAGCAGGGAGGAGGAAUCCCACCGUGAAAUUCAGGUUCUCAGGGAAACAGUCAGAUCCCUGAAGGACCGAACAGUGGAACUGCUAAGGGAGAAGGAUAUCCUGUGGCAGAAAUCGAAUAAUUUGGAGUUUAGCCAGCGACAAUUGGAUCAGAAACAUUUGUCGAGAAAAGAUCAAUUUGGAAGCAAGAAAUGAAUUUAAUCAGUAGCUGGAAACUUGAGAGCUUCAAUGGGUUCUGUCUUCUGUUGGUGCCUGGAGUGGGUGAAAUUCUGAUCCUUUUUGAUAAGUGGGGUACUGGUAGAUGGUGAGCACUUUCUGUAUUAAAAGCUGAAGGGGAGGAUUUGUAAUGAGCACGUGUUAAUACUCUGGAACAGUACCAGAGUAUCUGGAUCACAUUUAUUUGGAUCUCCUUUCUCAGUUGUAAUUCCCACAGUCUGUAACGGCUGUCAGUGGACUCAUGAAAAGUUUGAUAAAACAAACUCACCAUAGUGCAGGGGUUCGUUUUCCACAUAGCAUUUAUACAUUGCUUUUUUCAAAUGUUUGUUCAAUUUAUUUUGAUAAAUUAUCUUUGAAUUCCGCUGAUUCCAGUCAGUGAACACCAAGCUAACAACUGCCUGCUGAAACUGUACUGUCUUUCCUGCCUUGCCUUCUUUAAAGAAGAACUUGGAUUCCUUUUGCAUCCCUCAGAACCUUAGGAAGACCCAAAACACUCCACAGCACAAGUGGGAGCUUCAUAGUAGACUGACUGCUCCUGCAACUAACUGACAGCCAGCAGGUUCCCCAAGAACAGGAUGACCCAUAAUGUCUGUCUGUAGAUACUGGCUGAAGGAUAGAUAAGCAGCAGGAUGUUGAGCAGUGCCGCUGGCUGUGUGAGCAGUCCUCACUGCUGACCAUUGUGUUGUACAAGAUGAUCUGCACAAUUCCUCACCAAGAGCUAUAUUUGUUACCUCAGAGGUACAGUAUUUCCUUAUAGGAAUCAACAGGAUCUACUGGGAUAAAGGGAUAAUCACUUGGGAGCCUAACAUGAAGAGACUCUUGUAAUAAACAGGAUGUAGCUAAGUGUAGAAUAGGUAAAGUACACAUUUUUAUAGAGACUACAAGGAGGACCUGAGCAUACAAUCUCACUUACUCUUGAGUUGUUCUCCCACCAAUUCCAAUCACACAAUCAGAGUGGGUGAUAGCACUGUUAAACCUUACCAGACCCAUGCACCCUUUUACAAUGCUGCUUUCCUCUUUAUCCAGUCAUGCCAAGAGGAUCUGAACACCUGAAAGAUAAUACAAAACUAUUUACCUUCCUUUGAAAAAGAAAGAACAGGAAAUGGCAUCACCUACCUUAAGAGACCAAGACCUAUAAAGAGAGGCACACAUACCACCAGCAUUCCAUGAGGAUUGAUCCUCUGACAAUGUGGUACUCCCUCAGCACUUACCCUCUGACAGUGCAGCAUUCCCUGAGUACUGACCUUCCAAUAGUGCAGCCCUCCCUCAGUACUUAACAUCCAACAGUGCAGCACUUCCUCAGCACUGACCCUCCAAGGGUGAAGUACUCCCUCAAUACUGACUCUCCGACAGUACAGCACUCCCUCAAUACUGACCCUCUGACAGUGCAGCACUCCCUCAGCACUGACCCUCUGACAGUGCGACACUCUCUCAGUACUGACCCUCUGACAGUGUGGCACGCCCUCAAUACUGACCCUCUGAAAAUGCAGCUCUCCCUCAGUACUGACUCUCCAACAGUGCGGCACUCCCUCAGUAUUGACCCUCUGAAAAUGCAGCUUUCCCUCAGUACUGACCCCCUGACAGUGCAGCACACCCUCAGUACUGACCUUCCAACAGUGCGUCACUCCCUCAAUACUGACCCUCUGACAGUGCAGCUCUCCUCAGUACUGACCCUGAAACAGUGUGGCAUUCCCUCAGUACUGACCCCCUGACAGUGCGACACUCCCUCAGUAUUGACCCUCUGACAAUAUGGCACUCCCUCAGUACUGACCCUUCAACAGUGCAGCUCUCCGUCAGUACUGGCUCUUUCUUCUGUAGAGUCAUAAUAGAGUUGAAACAUUAAAUCUCUCUCCACAGAUGCUGAUAGCUUUGUGGAAUAUUUCCACAUUUCAGUCAUUUAAUUCUUCUUAAGGCUGGGGGUUUUGUCCAUUUUGUGCUCUCAUAUCAGCACAUCCAUUGUGCUUUUCCUUACAUUUUUCUUUGUUGGAAUUACACUGGUUUCACAAUGGUAAUGAUAUUUCAGCUGUCCAUCUCUGGUCAUUACACCAGUCAAGGUACUAGGACUCUCAGGAAUGAAUGCAAUAAAAUAGCCCGUGCACCCCAAAGUUAUGGUGAGCCAUUCUGCACUACUUCAAACAGUGUGUACCUUUAGUUCUAUAAUCUUAACAUAAGAAAGAAAAAUGAUCUGACAUCUCAGGGUUAAUACAUUUCGUACAUUUGCAUUAUUUCUUUUCCAAGUAUAAAAUGUGAUGUAUAAAAUGUGGCAGCUGAAAAUGUGUUG